AUCAUGGCGGACCCUAGAGAUAAGGCGCUUCAGGACUACCGCAAGAAACUGCUGGAGCACAAACAGAUUGACGGCCGCCUCAAGGAGUUAAGGGAACAAUUAAAAGAACUUACCAAGCAGUAUGAAAAAUCUGAAAGUGAUCUGAAGGCUGUACAAAGUGUCGGGCAGAUUGUCGGUGAAGUACUUAAGCAGUUAACUGAAGAAAAAUUCAUUGUUAAAUCUACAAAUAGACCAAGAUAUGUUGUGGGUUGUCGUCAACAGCUUGACAAAUGUAAGCUGAAGCCAGGAACAAGAGUUGCUUUAGACAUGACUACACUAACUAUCAUGAGAUACUUACCAAGAGAAGUGGAUCCAUUGGUUUACAAUAUGUCUCAUGAGGACCCUGGGAAUGUUUCUUAUUCUGAGAUUGGAGGGUUAUCAGAACACAUUUGGGAAUUAAGAGAGGUAAUAGAAUUACCUCUUACAAACCCAGAAUCAUUCCAGCAUGUAGGAAUAAUACCUCCAAAAGGUUGUUUGUUAUAUGGACCCCCAGGUACAGGAAAAACACUCUUGGCACGAGCUGUGGCUAGCCAGCCGGAUUGCAAUUUCUUAAAGGUUGUAUCUAAUUCUAUAGUAGAAAAGUACAUUGGUAAAAGUGCUCGUUUGAUCAAAGAAAUGUUUAAUUAUGCCAGGGACCAUCAGCCAUGUAUCAUUUUUAUGGAUGAAAUAGUUGGUCGUCGGUUUUCUGAGGGUACUUCAGCUGAUAGAAAGAUUCAGAGAUCUUUAAUGGAGCUACUGAAUCAAAUGGAUGGAUUUGAUACUCUCCAUAGAGUUAAAAUGAUCAUGGCUACCAACAGACCAGAUACACUGGAUCCUGCUUUGCUUUGUCCAGCCAGAUUAGAUAGAAAAAUACGUAUUGAUUUACCAAACGAACAAGCAAGGUUAGAUAUAUUGAAAAUCUAUGUAGGUCCCAUUACAGAGCAUGGUGAGAUAGACUAUGAAGCAACUGUGAAGCUUUCACAUGGCGUUAAUGGAGCAGACCUAAGAAAUGUUUGUACUGAAGCAGGUAUGUUUGCAACUCGUGCCGAUCAUGAUUUUGUAGUACAGGAAGACUUCAUGAAAGCAGUCAGAAAAGUGGCUGAUUCUAAGAAGGUAGAGUCUAAAUUGGACUGCAAACCUGUGUAA
This is a messenger RNA of Budorcas taxicolor (takin), 1164 nucleotides long. Its product is annotated as 26S proteasome regulatory subunit 10B-like. Gene Ontology annotation, biological process: positive regulation of RNA polymerase II transcription preinitiation complex assembly. Gene Ontology annotation, molecular function: ATP binding; ATP hydrolysis activity; proteasome-activating activity. Gene Ontology annotation, cellular component: proteasome regulatory particle, base subcomplex; cytosolic proteasome complex. Lineage: Eukaryota; Metazoa; Chordata; Mammalia; Artiodactyla; Bovidae. The record is from RefSeq and is a predicted model, not a curated record.